Spizellomyces punctatus DAOM BR117 is the source of this 2655-nucleotide messenger RNA. RefSeq lists its product as uncharacterized. Gene Ontology annotation, biological process: dolichyl monophosphate biosynthetic process; protein prenylation. The transcript has 21 exons. Lineage: Eukaryota; Fungi; Chytridiomycota; Chytridiomycetes; Spizellomycetales; Spizellomycetaceae. The record is from RefSeq and is a predicted model, not a curated record. Gene Ontology annotation, molecular function: dolichol kinase activity; protein prenyltransferase activity. Gene Ontology annotation, cellular component: endoplasmic reticulum membrane. The coding region runs from base 1 to 2655 and encodes 884 amino acids.
AUGUCGGCCGACGGACACCAUCAUCAGAAAAAGGUCAAGGCAUCGGCGGAGGCUGUCGAGCGGCAGCGAGAGAAAAACCAAAAGAAGAUUGCCGAGUACCGUGCCCUAUGCGCACAAGUCCAACAGAAGCGUAACGACAAAUCAUAUGACGACGAAACAUUUCAGCUCACUACAAAACUACUUUCGAUCAAUCCGGAAUAUUACACAAUGUGGAAUCUUCGCCGCCAGAUACUACUGGAGAAGUUCAAAAUUGUGGGAGUCGAAAAGAAGGAAGCGCUGUGUUCAUCCGAGUUGCGCUUUGCACAGGAAGGGCUCAAAGUUAAUCCCAAGUCCUAUUGGGUGUGGAAUCAUCGUCGGUGGAUAUUGGAGAAUAUGCCGAACCCUCCAUGGGACCGAGAAUUACGAUUGCUGGAAGCAAUGUUGGAUCUAGAUGCUAGAAACUUUCACGGAUGGAACUAUCGACGUUACGUUGUGGCAAGGUCAAAUAAACGAACACCUCAAGAAGAAUUUGAUUUUACGACAACCAAAAUCAAUCAGAACUUUUCAAAUUAUUCCGCCUGGCACCAUCGUAGCAAGUUUUUGCCGCAAGCUUACAUGGUGGAAGAGUUGACAAAGGUCAUCGAUGAUGAAUUUGAACUUGUUCGGAACGCAAUAUAUACGGAACCUGCUGAUCAAAGUGCUUGGCUUUAUCAGCGGUGGCUGCUGAGUCUCAAAGCGGAUGACGAGAAGAGGUGGAAAAAUGAAUUGCAAUCAAUCCAGGAACUGGUGGAUUUGGAACCGGAGAGUCGAUGGGCUUUGAUAACUCUGGUCCACAUUAUGGCGAAGCUACAGCUUCAAAAGGACGAUGCAUUGAAAAUACUAGAAAAGCUUGAAGCCUUGGACCCAUAUCGGCGUGAAUACUAUGUGGAUCUAGGGAAGCGAAUCAUGAAUCCAACCAACCAACCACAUGAGCUUCGGGUCCCCCCACGUUCCGAACGUGCUGCGGGCGAAUGCGGUCGACAUGGUCCCUUCAUGGCUGCAACAACUCGAUUGCAGGCGACAUCCGCGCACUCUAGUCGUUUGCCCGUAAUUGCCGAGGCGACGCUGCUGAUUGGGCCUGCAUGUUGGGCCACUCUAGCUCUUGCAUUUCGGAGCCGUCUGUAUGAAAGCGGGUUAUUUUGUCUUCUGAUAGCGGUAGCGCUACUUUGCCUAAUAUAUCGAUAUCCAUAUGUAACCCCGCCCUCUCGCACCGGGUGCUACCGCCCCGACGCUGAAGCGGGAACGGUGGCUGGACUUAUACUCCCACCCUUAGUUCUGGCAGCUUUGAUUCUCCGCCUACCCGAUGGAAUCAUGUUUGCCUACCUAUUACCGUUCCUCCGAUUAAGCAUAUGGUUCAGCCUGCUUGAAGCUCUACCUAUUCUUACCCAAGGAUGGCGCAAACACUGGAUUAUGCUGUGGGCGAUGGGAUUCAUUGUUCCGACUACGAGGCACAGUGCAGUCUAUUAUGGCGUUUUCGUCCAGCCAUUUAUGUUUCUUCUGGGCCUAGCGACGUUCAGAGGCACUUUGCAUCUAGUUCUCACCCGAUUUCGACGGAGCUUCACAUUUGGAGAAGCGUUGGUGGUGACACAAACGUUGUCGCUGCUUUUCUUGGACGCUCUUGUUAGCACCUUGACCAAGUUGCAUCCGACGCGAGUACCACAGGAGAUGAACAUCGAUCGUAGUGAAACCAAUGUGUUCAUGCAUGCGCUGCUGUUCGGAAUGCUAUUGAUUGGCGUCCUAUUGGUUCCUUUGCUGAGAAAAAUACGCGCCAUCCGCUAUCAUGCAAGCCAUCAGCAAUUCGUUGCUCUUUCGAUUGGAUUUUAUUGUGCCACCUUGGCGAUCGUGCUUUUCUUGAUAGCUCCGUGGACGCAGUUGUGUCUCGGAGCUGAACCUUUUACCUGGGUGGUAUACUUUAUACUCACUCCUGGCGCAUAUCGUCUAGGCCUAAUUGGUUAUUGGGCACUGAUUAUCGCUAUUGGGGUAACGGUGGCAUAUCAACACUUCCCAACGAGCACCUCGGAUCUCGCGGUGUUAAACCUCAAACGAAAAUACUUCCAUGUGCUCGCUACUCUUAUGUUUAUUCCGGGAUAUAUAUUGGAUCCAGAUUUCAUGCAUUUAGCAUUUUCAGUUGCAUUAAGCGCCCUCAUUCUGUUGGAAUAUGUGCGACACUAUCAAGUCUGGCCCAUUGGGAAAGAGGUCAACGAAUUUCUGAGUCAUUUUCUGGACAAGAGAGAUCGCGGUCCGGUCAUUUUGUCGCACUUAUAUCUGCUCAUUGGGUGUGCUCUCCCUGUAUGGUUGAACAGAAUACCCCAGGGACAUAAUUUGGCGGCCGUGAGCGGCAUUUUGACUCUCGGCAUUGGAGAUACAAUGGCUUCUAUACACGGCAAGCGUUUUGGUCGCAUUCGAUGGCCGGGGACAUCAAAGUCUGUCGAAGGCACAAUGGCUUUUGCAAUCACUGUCACCGUUACCUGCUGUCUGUUGGCCGGUAUAGGUGGCGUGAUAGUGGAGGGAGCCAAGCAGUGGUUGUCGGUGCUACUAUGCAUCCUGUUAAGCAGCUUCCUGGAGGCUUUCUCUGAUCAGAAUGAUAAUCUUAUCAUUCCGCUAUAUAGUUUUGCAUUACUUCAUUUGUUUGUCUAA